This is a messenger RNA of Papilio xuthus (Asian swallowtail), 2447 nucleotides long. RefSeq names its product integrin linked kinase (gene Ilk). Gene Ontology annotation, molecular function: ATP binding; protein binding; protein serine/threonine kinase activity. The transcript is spliced from 8 exons. The record is from RefSeq and is a predicted model, not a curated record. Gene Ontology annotation, cellular component: focal adhesion; stress fiber. Gene Ontology annotation, biological process: protein phosphorylation; substrate adhesion-dependent cell spreading; cell-matrix adhesion. The coding region runs from base 215 to 1582 and encodes 455 amino acids. Lineage: Eukaryota; Metazoa; Arthropoda; Insecta; Lepidoptera; Papilionidae.
AAAUUAACACAGUUAUACUUUAUUUUCGGUGAUUGCGAAACUGUCAAAGUAGAGCCUUUAAUGAAUGACUCCUGUUGUGACUUUAUUUCGUUUUUCUUAUUUGAUAACAGAAAUCAAUAUAAGUUAUUUAUUUAGAUACCCUUAUCAAACGUGAUAAAUAUUGACACGGGGCAAUCUUAGGUAUUUCUUUCAGUGUAAUCGGUGAAUUGUAAAAAUGGAAGACAUAUUUCAGUGGUGUAGAGAAGGAAAUGCUUUGCAGGUGCGAGUUUGGCUAGAUGAUACUGAACAUGACAUGAACCAAGGAGAUGAUCAUGGCUUCAGUCCACUGCACUGGGCCUGCAAGGAAGGUCACAUCAAAAUUGUGGAGAUGCUCAUUCGCCGUGGGGCUCGGAUUAAUGUCACUAAUAUGGGAGAUGAUACACCACUGCAUUUAGCUGCUGCACAUGGACAUCGCCCUAUUGUACAACUGUUGCUACAAAACCGAGUGGAUGUUAACUUUACAAAUGAGCAUGGAAACUCUCCAUUACACUAUGCGUGUUUCUGGGGCUACAGUGCGAUUGCUGAGGAUCUAGUACUUGCUGGAGCGCUUGUGUCUCUCGCAAAUAAAGAUGGGGAUACACCCCUGGAUAAGACUAGAGGACAACUGGUACAAAGAUUGCAUGAACUCGCGGUUCAACAUGGACAGGAUCUAAAGAAGAUUCAGUUCAAAGAUCAGUCAUGGCUUGGCUUGAAGACAAGAAGUCGUGACGCGACUCUCUCACGUCAUAAAGGCAUCAAUAUCAAUGAGUUGGCGCUGCACACGAGAAUUGCUGUUACUCCAUCAGGUGAGACAUGGCGCGGCCGGUGGCAGAAGAACGACAUCGUGGCUAAGAUAAUAGCAGUGCGUGAGUGCACGCCGCGAGUGCAGCGAGACUUCAACGAGGAGUUUCCCAAGCUGCGCAUCUUCUCGCAUCCCAACAUACUGCCUGUUGUGGGUUGUUGCGUGUCUCCGCCAUCUCUGGUGGUGAUAUCUCAGCACAUGUCGUGGGGCUCGCUGUACAGCCUGCUGCACGGUGGUGGGGGCGGGGGCCGGGGCGGGGUGGUGGUGGACGCGGGGGCGGCGCUGCGCCUGGCGCGGGACGCUGCAGCAGGCAUGGCGUAUCUGCACUCGCUGCAGAGAGACCGCGCUCUGCCCACAUAUCAUCUCAACAGUCGACAUAUUAUGAUCGAUGAGGACCUGACGGCGCGCAUCAACAUGGCGGACUCGAAGUUCUCGUUCCAGGAGCGCGGUCGUGUGUACGCGCCGGCGUGGAUGUCUCCCGAAGCGCUGCUGAAGCCCGCAGCGAAGCGCAACUGGGAGGCUGCAGACAUGUGGAGCUUCGCUGUGCUGCUCUGGGAGCUCGCCACUAGAGAGGUACCAUUUGCGGACUUAUCGCCGAUGGAAUGCGGUAUGAAGAUAGCUCUGGAAGGGCUCCGGGUGACCAUCCCGCCCGGCGUGUCUCCGCACAUCGCUAAACUGAUCAAAAUCUGCAUGAACGAGGACCCCGGCAAACGACCUUCCUUCGAAAUGGUACUGCCAAUAUUGGAGAAGAUGAAACGCUGAUUCAAACGAAAAAAAAAAUCUAUGGUAAUUUGAGUAUCCCAACACCACAACCAUAGGGUGGCAAGUAACAAAAAUAAUCAAUUUAUAUUAAGAACAUCAUUUAACAUCAGUAUGAUUGUUUGAUAAAAUAAAAAAUAUAUAGUUACUUGGAUUUAUAUCAAAAUACAGUUCUAAUAAUUUCGUAAUCACUAAAGUAAAAUCUACUCUGUCGUAAAAAUAACAGAUUAAAAAAGUAAACACAAAUGUUAUUAACUAAAGCACAAUAUAAUUAAUGUUAAAUGUAUGAAGUUUUAUAUUUUUUUAAAGUAAAUAUUUUGAAUUUGCAGGAAAGUGCCAUAUGAGUUAUACACAUCCAAUAUUUUUUUAUAAACUUAGUGGACAUGAAAAUUAUACCACCUAUUUCGUAUUCUAUUUAUUUUAGCAAUUCUAUAAAAUAUUCUUAACAAUUUGUUAAGUCCCAAAAAAUAAUUACAAUAUUUAUGUAUUUAAUCGAUUUUUUUUAAACUUAAUAGUUAUGCCUUAUACAAUGUUUUGGAUUUAAUACAAUGCUAAAAUUAAUAGGAUUAUUUCUUUUUAUUUCGAAACUGCCAGUAUUUAAUUGUUGUUUAGUACUAAGGUUGUGUUUCUAAUUUUUGUCUUGUGAAAAUCUUAACAUUAGCAGUAAAAAUAGGUGCUAAACUGCCUACAUGAAAUGUUGCCAUGUAGCAAACACGGAGCAAUGCAUGAAAAAUGUAUUUAACAUAGAUGUGUAAAAUAUUUACCAAAUUAGGUUAAGAAAUAUUUAAAAAUACUAAUUUUAAAUGUUAUAACUUUUAUGUGAAGAAUCUCCAAGCCAAUCAGAUUAUUUUAUGAUUUUUUAUACUUA